This is a messenger RNA of Lodderomyces jiufengensis, 393 nucleotides long. RefSeq names its product mRNA splicing protein. Gene Ontology annotation, molecular function: RNA binding. Lineage: Eukaryota; Fungi; Ascomycota; Pichiomycetes; Serinales; Debaryomycetaceae. The coding region runs from base 1 to 393 and encodes 130 amino acids. The transcript has 2 exons. Gene Ontology annotation, biological process: spliceosomal snRNP assembly; mRNA splicing, via spliceosome. Gene Ontology annotation, cellular component: U1 snRNP; catalytic step 2 spliceosome. The record is from RefSeq and is a predicted model, not a curated record.
AUGUCCAGUUUUCAACCACUCAAUCCAAAACCUUUCAUAAAAUCAUUGAUAGGCAAGCAAGUCAUAGUAAGAUUGAAAUGGAACAAAACAGAGUAUAAAGGAAUUUUAAUGUCUACAGAUAAUUACCUAAAUUUACAACUAGAUAACACUUAUGAAAUAAUAUACGAAAAAGACGACAACAAAAGGGAAGAAUUAAUUGGUAGUAUCUUUAUCAGAUGUAAUAAUGUUUUAUUUAUAAGAGAAGGCACCAAUAAUGAUAACGAGAAGGUAAUACCGAAAGGUCCACGAUCAAGUAUACAAGAAUCAGAAGUUACUGAAACUAUCACGAAAGAUUCAAAUGGAGAUGCUAAGGAAGAAGUUGAAGUUGUUGAAGAAGUAGAAAUGAAGGAUUGA